This is a messenger RNA of Falco peregrinus (peregrine falcon), 840 nucleotides long. RefSeq lists its product as uncharacterized. The transcript is spliced from 3 exons. The coding region runs from base 1 to 840 and encodes 279 amino acids. NCBI's taxonomy places the organism in Eukaryota, Metazoa, Chordata, Aves, Falconiformes, Falconidae. Gene Ontology annotation, cellular component: intermediate filament. Gene Ontology annotation, molecular function: structural constituent of cytoskeleton. The record is from RefSeq and is a predicted model, not a curated record.
AUGCAGAAAGCCUCUAGGUUCAACAUCACUGAAUCUGAAAACCUGAAGACCAAGGCCACGAACCCCCGCAGCACCUCCGCCUUGCCUGUAACCCCUGUGCCCGGUGAAGCUGCCCCAUUCAGCGCUGCAGCUGACUUUGGCCAAGCCUUGCUGCUGACCUCUGUGGAAGAAGAUCUCCUCAGUGCCCUCCACGUGCCUUGCCUGAUCGAACACCAGGUGGGCUUUGGCUUUCCGAAGACCAGCCCUGCGUACUCGGGCAGCUUGGCAAAUGUUCUCCCCAGAGCAAAGGGCAUCAAGAGGAACACGGCUGAAACCAUUGGCACAGCCCGGCUGCCUGGAGACGCCAUGGCUAGUGACCGUGGGAGACAUUUUGCUUUGGAGGUGAGCCUGCUGGAAAAUUACUGCCCGCGUGCAGUGACUGUGCGCCUGGGGCGGUGCAGAAGCAGUAUAAAAGCAGGCCCUUCUCCUCACUCUCUCAUCCACUUCUCUCGCCUCCGUCUCCUUGUGAACAAGGUGCACCUCCAGCCCCAAGCCAUGUCCUGCUACAGCCCGUGCAUGCCCUGCCGGCCCUGCGGCCCGACCCCGCUGGCCAACAGCUGCAACGAGCCCUGUGUCAGGCAGUGCCAGGACUCCAAUGUCGUCAUCCAGCCCUCCGCCGUGGUGGUGACCCUGCCCGGCCCCAUCCUCAGCUCCUUCCCGCAGAACACCGCCGUGGGCUCCUCCACCUCCGCUGCCGUUGGCAGCAUCCUCAGCUCUGAGGGAGUGCCCAUCAACUCCGGGGGCUUCAGCCUCUCUGGCUUGGGCAGCGGCAUUUGCGGCAGGAGGUGCUUCCCCUGCUAA